Aspergillus heteromorphus CBS 117.55 is the source of this 4521-nucleotide messenger RNA. Its product is annotated as putative RNA-binding protein. Gene Ontology annotation, cellular component: cytoplasm. The transcript is spliced from 7 exons. Bases 1 to 4521 code for a protein of 1506 amino acids. Gene Ontology annotation, molecular function: mRNA binding. The record is from RefSeq and is a predicted model, not a curated record. Gene Ontology annotation, biological process: post-transcriptional regulation of gene expression. Lineage: Eukaryota; Fungi; Ascomycota; Eurotiomycetes; Eurotiales; Aspergillaceae.
AUGGCAUUCAAAAACGGACUUAGUGAACGCCUCGAUGAGCUGCGGUUCCCUUCCCCCAGGUCACCUCCCUCGGAAUCGCCUUUCCCUGGCUAUAGCUCGCUUUCGCCAGGCCACUCGAAUUUUGUCUCGGCAUUCUCGCGGCCGUCAGGCGAUGUCCGUGCCAAUCUCCAGCGUCGCUUCACAACCGAUUCCAGCAAACUCUCGUCCUGGAAUUAUCUGAAUCAUGUCGGAGGUGGCUCCCAACUUCCUGAUCCCCUAGAUCUGCUGUCAUCGUUUGAGAAGAAGCGACAACACAUCGAAUACAUGCGAGAGCAAAGGAGACGAUUUGAAGAAGAUAUGAAGAUGCUAGACUUACAGCAUGAACGGGAAAAGUUAGAGAUGGACCAGAUUGCUAAAGACCUGGCCAAAGCUGGCUUAUCUGGUCCUGUCAGUGAGCCUACAACUCCUCCGGAGUAUCGUGAGAAUGCCUUUCCUGCAUUCACCCGUCCAAAUCGAUUCUCAACUUCUAGUGUCACUUCUUCUCCUGGCUUCUUCAAUGUCUUUGCUCCUGCUCAAGCGACUACUUCACCGAGUCAGGUGAAUAAUAGUUCCGCUCAAACUCCAACCAAUCGCUUCUCUGUUCACUCUGUGCCCGGGUCUCGAAGGAACUCGGAAAAGGAAGACUUCAAUCAGGAACCCACUUCUCCCUUCCGUCCAGGUCCAUCAAUUCACCGUUAUUCAAUGCCUUCAGCAGGCUUAGGCUCUCAAGCUCGUCCCAAUACGUCGGGCUUUAACGGUCCUUCUGGACUGGAAUCUUUCAACGCCUCGAAAUAUUUGUUUCACAACGAAGAAGACCGAGCGACCCUCAAGGACGAAGACCGAAUCCCGACUCCCGACAUCAAGAGCUAUCUCAAAUUGACUGAUCCUGACGACAAGUUCCCUACACUGUCCCGCAGAGACGAUUCGGGCCUGCUUUCUGCCAACUCGGACGCUUUAGAUUUGGCCAAUUCGCGUACUCCCAACCCUGAGAAUUGGAACUCCCACAGCCGCCACCGCACCUCCCAUCAAAGCAUGCCUCAAAAUACUUUGAACAUGUUCCGCCUCGAACAGCACGGGAGUCCCGCGGACGAGAGCCCUUCUCAUGCCCCGAACCCCUCUCGCCAUGCUGCAAGGCACUCUUUGGAAGCAAACUUGCUCUACAAUGCUGAGGGAAAUAAGGAAACCGUCACUGCUGCUGCGUCUGGUAGACCCAAUUCUCUGCAGUCGUCAUACUCGACAAAUGAUCUACCUACAGUCAAGGGCGAGGCAUUCAACCCUGCAAUCACGCCUCCAAAGGUUCAUGCCGAACAGUUUCAGCAGCACAAUGCCAACAUGGGUCGGAUUCCACCCGUGAGCCCUGCCAAUACUCGUCAGCAAAAGGGUUCACCCGAAAGUGACGAGGCAAACUUGCAAGGAACUCGAUCUCAGCAAACUACGCUGCAAGCCAGUGCCACUCCUUUCGGCCCGCAACUCACCACCGGAGCUACCAGUAAUAGCGCGAUUACUCCAACCACUUUGACUCCUUUUCAAGCCCCCUUUUAUGGGUAUGGUAUUCAGGCAUACAUGGGAGCUCCGGUUCAGGUGAAUGGGCAGUUGCAGAACUUUAACUCUGCUGCCUCAUUUGCUGGAUAUCCCCCAUACGGAAACUAUCGCCUCGCAGAAAGCCCCGCCAAAGGCGUUGCAUCCCGCAGAAGUGGGGACAGUGAUGCCGCACAACUAUCCCGCUUCACGAACUUCCCACUUGAGCAUUAUCGGGGUGAGCUGUAUGGGCUUUGCAAGGAUCAGCACGGCUGUCGGUAUCUGCAGAGAAAGCUGGAGGAGCGUAAUCCCGAACACGUCCAGAUGAUCUUUGAUGAGACUCAUUCGCAUGUUGUGGAGCUCAUGACAGACCCUUUCGGUAACUAUUUGUGCCAGAAGUUGCUUGAAUACUCCAAUGAUGAUCAACGGACGGCUUUGAUCAAUAAUGCUGCGCAUCAGCUUGUCAAGAUCGCUUUAAAUCAGCAUGGCACCCGUGCUCUACAGAAGAUGAUUGAGUUUAUCUCUACUUCAGAACAAACCCAAACCGUGAUCCACGCCCUGGAAGAUCAUGUCGUGGAAUUGGUUCAGGAUCUGAACGGAAAUCAUGUGAUUCAAAAGUGUCUAAACCGCCUCUCCGCUGAGGAUGCCCAAUUCAUUUACGAUGCCGUUGGUGCCAACUGUGUGGUCGUCGGGACUCACCGUCACGGAUGUUGUGUUCUGCAGCGUUGCAUUGACCAUGCUUCGGGUGAACAGAGAGCUCGCCUGAUCGCUCAGAUCACAUCGAAUGCUUUCGCGCUGGUUCAAGAUCCCUUUGGAAACUAUGUUGUGCAAUAUAUCUUGGAUCUUGCUGAGCCUCACUUCACCGAACCCCUUUGCCAGACUUUCCGAGGCAAUAUCCCAGCCCUGUCCAAACAGAAGUUCAGCUCCAACGUUAUUGAAAAGUGCCUGCGCACUGCUGAGCUCCCUGUUCGACGUCAGAUGAUUGAUGAAAUGCUGGCAGGAGCCGAGCUUGAGAAGAUGCUUCGUGAUUCUUUCGCAAACUAUGUUGUGCAAACGGCCAUGGAUUUUGCUGAUGUUGAUACCCGGGCCCGGAUCGUUGAUUCCAUUCGCCCCAUACUGCCUUCUAUCCGUCAGACGCCUCACGGUCGUCGUAUCGCAGGUAAGAUGAUGGCUGCGGAAGGCUCAGGACGAGGAAGUGCCGCAACUAGCGGGCAGGUGACCCCCAACGAAAUGAAUUCCGCCCAGCUUCCAGGGCCUCUUCAAGGGCCACAGAAGCCCUUCCUGUAUCAACACAACCCCUUUCCUGUUUCCAGUGUCGGUUCUCACUUUGGAAAUCAAAACUUUGUUCCGACUCCCGGAUCCGCAACUAGCUCCAAUGCUCCAUCCGGCGGGGCUGGCGAGACUAUCUUUACUACUGCUGUUCAGCAGCCCAACGGCAAUCUUGGUGCGCAAGGUCAGUUUCCAUCAACAUUGGUUGUUCACGGGAUAUCCGCGACCUGUAAAUCGACUAUCGUCCGCAACGUCCUCGCCGCCCUCGAAGUAACGCAUGCCAUUGUCCGAAGCCCAGAAUGCAUCACGGGCCGUCACCUAUUGACAAAGAUCCUGUGGGCCACGUUGGAUGCCCUUGGCAAACGAGAUGAAUGGGAGAAAUACGGAAAGGGGAGGUGCGAGCACGUCAGUACCCUGGCCGUGCUGUUGGGCGAAUGUCUUGCUUCGCAAUCAGCGGAAAGGAACAACAGGAAGUUCGUGUUAGUUCUAGAUGGUAUCGACAAGCAGCGUGAUGCACCGCAGACACUAUUGUCGGCACUAGCAAGACUGGGGGAAGUGAUUCCCUCCCUUUGCGUGGUCCUCAUCCUCAGCUCCACGCCCCGGUCGCUGUUCCUACAAGCUGCGGGGAUUCCACAUAUCAGCUUUCCUCCGUAUACGCGCAAUGAGGCGACGACUAUAAUCCUGAACGCAGGCCCCCCUGCCGUCGGCGGUCUUGCAGAUGAAACGUCAGCAAAGUUAUACUCCCAUUUUGUGUCCGCCAUAUAUGAUUCUCUGGUCGGACCGACGGCAAGCUCGAUCCCUACUUUCAGGUCAAUAUGCGACAAAAUCUGGCCGCAGUUUGUGGCCCCGAUUACAAACGGUGACAUUCCACCAGGUGGGAGCGAUGAAUGGGAUUUUUCGCGACUUCUGGUUAGGAAUCGAGCCUUAUUUCGACAUCAAGGCGAAGGCGCCCUUGUGCAUCACAUUGUCACUGAAGAGGCUACUCCUAUCAAUGGCUUGACACCAAAACAAUCGUUGUCCGCCGUGUCGGCCCCCUCGCCCCUUCCUUCCCUGCCUUACUUCCCCACCCUGAUCUUGACCUCCGCAUAUCUAGCUUCACAUACUCCUCAACGACUCGACACUAUAUUCUUUUCAAAAUUUUCUUCGUCUUCCCUGUCUGCAAGAAACAAACGUGCACAUCACAGACGGCGUUUGAAGGUGCUAUCCCGGGCUCAAGCUGAAGACAGCCGGGAAGCCAGUCAUGACCCCUCUACCCCUAGCAAGAAAAAUAAGAGACAGAAGACACGGAUUACCAAGUCAACUCUUGAGUCGGCCUUUGCUACUUCCUCUGCUACCACCUCAGCGGUAGGAGGGGGCGCUGGCAUCACCGGUCCCUCCACCAUUCUAACAGCCCGCCCUUUUCCAUUGGAGCGGCUGGUCGCAAUUUACCACGCCAUAGAUCCCAACCCUCCCGCCAAUCCCAUUCGACUGGCUGCGGUUUCCGAUGCGAUAUACGCGGAGCUUGCUACACUACGCCGACUACGGCUCGUUGUGCCUGCUGCCGGACGCGAGAGCGGCAGUCGCAUGGGACUGGGGUCAGGAGGAUUAAGCAGCGGAAACACAACAUCUGAUGUGGGAGAGAAAUGGUGUGUCAAUGUCUCGGGGGAUUGGAUCGGAGAGCUAGCCAAGACGGUUGGCGUCGAGGUUGGUGAAUGGUUGGCGGGAGGACUGGAUUAA